GGCGAAGCACACCUCUUCCCAGCCCACACCAUCUUUCCAAGCUACACGCCCGCUACCGCGCCCUGCUCCCUCGUUCGGCUGGCGAACUUCGCGAUGGACCUGAAUUCUCAUUUCGACCAACUCUUCUACAAGGCUUUCCCCGACGCUGUACCCAAGAGUAGCGACGAGCGUAUACUGCAAGACCAUAUCCGGGCGUAUGCCCCGCCUGAAGCGGCGCAACCACUCUUGGCUUUCAGCCGGGGAGAGUUUGCUUACCCCGAUCCGAGUAGCAGUUGGUAUCUCCCACCCGUAGGACCGUCAUCCUCAUCUGAGCCACCCCCGACACAACAACAACCACGGCAGCAACAGCCUCCACUGAGCCUUGAUCUGCCUCUACGAUACACUCACCGACCUGACCUCGAGUUUUCGCCAAUCUCGGCAACUAAUACGCCCGUAACACCAUAUUGGAACGACUUGCCCAGUACCCCACCAAGCAGUGCAAACUCGACAGUUUCCCCCGCGUCUGCAUUUCCCGAAUCGCCUCCCGCGCACGGCACCGUGUUCGGGGUCGAGGGUGAGGAGGGCCCUGCCAUAUCCAAAUCACUUCCUGCGGCUUCAACCUCAAGGAGAGACGAGGGUUCGUCAAAACGCGGCACAGCGAAACGACGCAACACGGACCCAUACGAUCGCCGAAAACGCGAAAGGAGCAAAGACAAGGACAAGGACAAAAAACCGACGGUAGCGUGCUACUUCUGUCGGCAGCGCAAAAUUGCCUGUGGGCCACCAAUAACGGGGUUGGGGAUGAGCAUGGAUGCAUGCAACCAAUGCCAACGCCGAUCGCUCAAGUGUGCAUACCCUUCAGAGAGUCGACGCGGGAAAAGGCCCCAAACGGAGGCUGUUACUGAGGCAACGACCAGUGCAAGUCCUGAGGCAGCAGAGAAGGACAAGGGAGAGCUGUCGGCCAAAGAUGAAGAAGACCUUGUGCUUCGGAUGGACGAUGAUAUGGAGAAGGAGGACUCGCUUGACUUCGAAAUCGACUCUCAUCCACAUUUGCUGUCCAUCAUGGACCCGCUCUCCCCCCUCCUCAUCUAUUCCAUUCUCUCCCCAUUCUCCUUCUGCCCUGGAUAA
Messenger RNA from Mycena indigotica, 1107 nucleotides. RefSeq lists its product as uncharacterized. Lineage: Eukaryota; Fungi; Basidiomycota; Agaricomycetes; Agaricales; Mycenaceae. Gene Ontology annotation, biological process: regulation of DNA-templated transcription. The record is from RefSeq and is a predicted model, not a curated record. Gene Ontology annotation, molecular function: zinc ion binding; DNA-binding transcription factor activity, RNA polymerase II-specific. Bases 94 to 1107 code for a protein of 337 amino acids. The transcript is spliced from 2 exons.